Molecule: messenger RNA, 734 nt
Organism: Strongylocentrotus purpuratus (purple sea urchin)
Lineage: Eukaryota; Metazoa; Echinodermata; Echinoidea; Camarodonta; Strongylocentrotidae
Product: probable G-protein coupled receptor Mth-like 1
Exons: 2
Coding region: 1-639 (212 amino acids)
Biological process (GO): cell surface receptor signaling pathway; G protein-coupled receptor signaling pathway
Cellular component (GO): membrane
Molecular function (GO): G protein-coupled receptor activity
Source: RefSeq, a predicted model, not a curated record
AUGAAUGCCCUUGCCAUAGAUCUGAAUCGGACCUUUGGCUCCCAUGCUAAAUUUCGUGUCGGCAACAAAUCUCAAAUUUUCUACAUCUGGUAUUCCUUGUAUGCUUGGGGCAUACCAGCAUUGAUCGUAGGUGCUUGUCUGGUUAUUGACCUGUGCGACUGCACCAAUCUGCACUUGAACUACGGCAAUGAUGGGCUAUGCUGGUUGUCUAGCGGGAAUGUGAAUCUGUUUGCCUUUGGUGUACCUCUUGCAGCACUUCUGUUCCUGAACGCGAUCCUGUUCACAGACACAGUGGUCGGGAUUAGACUUACCAAAAAGGCCGCAGAGAAAGCAUUAAAGGAGCGACCAGCCCUGGCCAAAGCAAAAGAAGAGUUGUCCCUUUAUAUCAAGUUGUCUGGUGUCAUGGGUUUUACAUGGAUUUUGGCUUUCGUCUGUGAAUAUGCCAACAUCCCAGAGCUUUGGUAUAUCUUCACUGCCAUCAAUUCCUUGCAAGGAGUCUUUAUUCUUCUUGCUUUUGGCUUCAACAAGCGUAUUAUCGCCAUGUGGAAGGAGAAACUGGGAGUCAGGCCUGAUGAUGUCACCUCCAGCACUGCUGAUACAAAGAGCACCAAUACCGGCAAUACCAUGGUUAAAAAAUAGAUACUGCAAAUAAAAUGUUAUGACUCUUUUAAAGAUGUAAAGCUACUCUACCAAUGUUAUGGCCUCAAACGCAGCUUCUGUGCUAUGAUUAUUAA